Molecule: messenger RNA, 2837 nt
Organism: Chinchilla lanigera (long-tailed chinchilla)
Lineage: Eukaryota; Metazoa; Chordata; Mammalia; Rodentia; Chinchillidae
Gene: Apcdd1
Product: adenomatosis polyposis coli down-regulated 1
Biological process (GO): negative regulation of Wnt signaling pathway
Cellular component (GO): plasma membrane
Molecular function (GO): Wnt-protein binding
Source: RefSeq, a predicted model, not a curated record
GGCUGGGGGAGGGCUCAGCCCUCCUGCAUCCCGACAGCAGAUCCCACCCUCGGUCGUUGGAGAAGAGUGCCUGGCGGGCCUUCAGAGAGUCACAGUGCCACCACAUGCUCAAGCACCUCCACAAUGGCGCCCGGAUCACGGUGCAAAUGCCGCCGACCAUCGAGGGCCACUGGGUCUCCACGGGCUGUGAAGUGCGGUCCGGGCCGGAGUUCAUCACAAGGUCAUACCGCUUCUACCCCAACAACACCUUUAAGGCCUACCAGUUCUACUACGGCAGCAACCGCUGCACAGACCCCACCUACACGCUCAUUGUCCGGGGCAAGAUCCGCCUGCGCCAGGCCUCCUGGAUCAUCCGCGGGGGCACCGAGGCUGACUACCAGCUGCACGGCGUGCAGGUCAUCUGCCACACGGACACGGUGGCUGAGCGGCUCAGCCGGCUGGUGAACCGCACAUGCCCAGGCUUCGUGGCCAGGGGCCCCUGGGUGCAGGACUCGGCCUACGACCUGUGGCGGGCCGAGGGCGGCUGCGAGUGCACCCAGGCCCUGCGCUUCGCCAUGCAUGAGCUGCAGUUGCUCCGCGUGGAAAAGCACUACCUGCACCGCCUGGACCACCUGGUGGAGGAGCUGUUCCUUGGCGACAUCCACACAGACACCAGCCAGAGGAGGUUCUACCGGCCGUCCAGCUACCAGCCGCCCCUGCAGAGCGCCCAGAACCACGACCACACCUGCAUAGCCUGUCGCAUCAUCUACCGCUCCGACGAGCACCACCCCCCACUGCUGCCCCCGAAGGCGGACCUGACUGUGGGCCUGCACGGUGAGUGGGUGAGCCAGCGCUGCGAGGUGCGCCCCGAAGUCCUCUUCCUCACGCGUCACUUCAUCUUCCACGACAACAACCACACCUGGGAGGGCCACUACUACCACUACUCGGACCCGGUGUGCAAGCACCCCACCUUCACCAUCUACGCCCGUGGCCGCUACAGUCGCGGGGUGCUGUCCUCCAGGGUCGCGGGCGGCACAGAGUUCGUGUUCAAAGUGAAUCACAUGAAGGUCACCCCCAUGGACGCGGCCACAGCCUCGCUUCUCAACGUCUUCAACGGGAAUGAGUGUGGGGCCGAGGGCUCCUGGCAGGUGGGCGUGCAGCAGGACGUCACGCACACCAACGGCUGCAUGGCGCUGGGUAUCAAGCUGCCCCACACGGAGUAUGAGAUCUUCAAGAUGGAGCAGGAUGCCCGGGGGCGCUACCUGCUGUUCAAUGGCCAGCGGCCCAGCGACGGGUCCAGCCCGGACCGGCCGGAGAAGAGGGCCACGUCCUACCAGAUGCCCCUGGUCCAGUGUGCCUCCUCCUCGCCCAGAGCCGAGGACCUGUCUGCCGACGGCGGGGGCAGACAGCACGACCGGGCGCCGGGAAGGAGAGCCCAGCCUGUGCUGCUGGCCACCCUCGCCAGCCUCCUGACUCUGCCACCCUGGGGCGGGCCCAGCUAGAAGUUUUUAGGAAGUUCUAUUUUUCUGAACUAGGAUUCCUUACCAUACACAGAUUUUUUUAUGAAAAGAAAAGACACUGAUUCUUUUGAUGCACUUGAAUGCCCGAAUGUCGCUCCUUUUCCCCUCUCUCCCUCCCCGCCCUGAGUCAUGAGCAGCCCGUUUGAAGUUUCUGCUUUGAACUCCGUCCAGCCUGGUCCCUGGCCCCAGCGAGUUCACAGCAGAAUUGCACUUUAAGUCCGUGGAGUUUCGGCUGGUGUGUUUGGUGGAGGCAACGGGGUGAGCGCUGGGACCUCUUAUUUUUUCCUCUUAAUUAUUAGAUUUCUGAGUUGAGCUUAGAAGGUCCCAGAAUCGAGGGCACAGUUGGUUUGGGACUGCGAUGAAGACCUUGUACUGAUAAAGAGAUAUGGGUGUAGAUAUGUACAUAGGAGGGGGUGUGCGUUUAGCCGGGAUAUCUUUACAGAAACAGAGGAGAGAAUCAAAACUUCCAAAAGUGUUUCGCAGAAAAGUAUCUGUAAUUAAAGUUCCAAAGUAAUUUAAACUCUGUUUACAUCACUGGUUUGCAGUUGUUGAGAUGAGGUGUUUGUUAUUUGCUGGUCUGGGUGGGGACAGGAUGCAAGCAGCUUCUUCAUUUGUGCUCUCAGGAGACCGGAGUGGGCGGGGAAAGAGCAAAAGUGUCCUACUGCUGAGCAGAGAGCAGCGGCCGCACGGGGCCACUGCAGGGUGUCUGGCACAGUAGGAGCAGACUGGAGGUGUCCACCCGUUGCCUGGCUUCCUCUGUGGGACAGAGUCUGGGCUCCCCGACUGGUCAGGAUGGGGGUGGAGAGAUCCCAGCUCCAGUGUCUCUGCCGUCACUGCACCCUUGGCGUGCAGCUUGACUCAGUUUCCUUCUUGCUUUUGACUUGGCCAUGUCCUGACCUUCAGCUUCAGGGCCACUGCUUAGAGUCUGCUCACCAGAGGUACUGGAAGGGCAUGGUCCUUCUGGACAGUUUCAGAUGGUGCUACCUACUCACCAAGUGCCAUUGCUGGUAGAGACCAGCACGGGGCAGCGGGCCGUGACCAAGAGCCGAAGUCCCCAGAAGUAAAUGCUGGGGCAGAGCCAUCCUCGGAUGUGAGAACUGGCUGUUGAGUGUGUAGUCAUCUGGGCAGGGCUAAGUUAUAAUGUGCUUUAUGUUCAGAUUCUAUUCUGAGUUGUGGUGCAUACUUGAGGGGUUUAUACCGAAUGAAAAUGCUAACAAAAUAUCUGCCAAGUUUAAUAAACAGGUCGAAAAUAAUUUCACAAAAUGCAUUUUAUUUGUGAAUCUAUUUAAUACUGAGACUCGAUUUUUAAAAAGUAAUAAAAUUAUGAGAAAAACUGAA